GCCGAAGUACGUCGACUACUCACCUCUUCAGAGCCUGUGCUGAUUGACAUUGUGCAGAAGCCAGGCAUGACUGAUCAUCGUUUCAUAGAGGAGCAAGAACGGCAGUUGUUUGCACUGUGCAAACGCACCAUGGCGCUGCCAUUGGGACGUGGUAUGUUUACGCUGCGCACUUCCAUACCAACACCCACCGAGUUGAUGCCAAUACCCAAGUUGUGUCUCUCAGGCAAGGAGCCGGUAAAGGGUGCCACAAUUGAAAUGCAACAAAUCGAACUACCGCCGAAUAUGAGUCUUUGGCCCUCAUUCCACAAUGGCGUCGCUGCAGGUUUGAAAAUUUCACCGCAAGCACGCGAUGUAGACUCCACAUGGAUCGUUUAUAAUAAACCUAAAGGACAAGAAGACGUUUCGACAGAGCAUGCGGGCUUUCUCAUGGCUCUCGGAUUGAAUGGUCACCUUAAAACACUUUCGUUUAUGAGCAUCUAUGAAUAUUUGGUAAAAUGUGAUGAGAUGACUAGCGUCGGUUUGCUCUUGGGCAUUUCUGCAACGCAUCGUGGUGGUAUGGAUAAUACAACAACAAAAUUAUUGAGUUUGCACGUUGAAGCGUUGUUGCCAACAACCGCUUUGGAAUUGGAUAUACCACAAAAUAUACAGGUAGCUUCACUAAUGGGCAUCGGACUUUUGUAUCAGGGAUCUGCGAAACGUCAUAUUGCCGAGGUGCUGUUGCAGGAAGUGGGUCGGCCACCUGGUCCGGAAAUGGAGAAUAGCAUCGAACGCGAAUCGUAUGCUUUGACCGCCGGUCUUGCAUUGGGCUUAGUCACGUUGGGUCUGGGUGAUUCGCCAGCCGGCCUGCUUGAUCUUCAAAUUCCCGAUACACUCCACUAUUACAUGGUUGGCGGCAAUAAGCGACAACUCACCGGCUCGCAAAAGGAAAAAUACAAAUUGCCUUCAUUUCAAGUGCGCGAAGGUGACAAUGUCAAUAUCGAUGUUACUGCACCCGGUGCGACACUAGCACUUGGUCUCAUGUUCUUCAAUACGAAUAAUCGCGCCGUCGCCGAGUGGAUGGAUCCACCAAACACGCAUUAUCUGCUUGACUUGGUGCGGCCCGACUUGCUUAUGUUGCGCUCGAUUGCGCGCGGUCUAAUACUCUGGGCCGAUAUAAAGCCCGACGCUGAGUGGUUAUUUGGCCAGUUUCCGUCGAAUUUCAAAAUAGAUCUCGAACGUCCCUACUAUUGGGGUGAUAAGUAUGAGACGAGCGUUGACUAUGAAUCCGAAGCUCAAGCUUGGUGCAAUGUCAUUGCGGGCGCUUCAUUCUGCAUGGGUCUCAAAUACGCGGGUAGCGAGAAUCCGGAAGCUUUCAAAACCUUGCAUAAAGCACUUAAAACAUUUAUUGGUUUUCAAAGUAAACAUGUAUUCGAAUUCGCUGGCUACACAACGGUGGAGUGUUGCCUAAUGGUUAUUCUGAUUGCAAUCUCAUUGGUUUUCGCCGGUUCGGGUGAUCUGGAAAUCUUGCGCAUCAUACGUUAUUUGCGUUCGCGCAUCAGUUUUCGCGAUCGUUGUCGCGUCAAUUACAAUCCUAAUGUCACAUUCGGUUCACAAAUGGCUAUACACAUGUCGCUGGGGUUGCUCUUCUUGGGUGCCGGACGUUAUACGAUUGCUAAUACUCCGGAAGCGGUGGCGGCGUUGAUUUGUGCAUUCUUUCCCAAAUUUCCGAAUCACAGCAACGACAAUAGAUAUCAUCUGCAAGCCUUCCGCCAUUUGUAUGUGCUGGCCGUGGAGCCACGUCUCUUUCUGCCACGGGAUAUCGAUACGAAAAAGUUAUGUCUCUGUCAAAUAUCAGUGCUGGAAGUGGGUAGUAAGGAACUGCGUCGCCUGCCCAUGGCACCCUGCAUGCUGCCACCUCUAGACAAUUUGCAGAAAGUAAUCGUAGACGACGCCAAUUAUUGGCCAGUUUGCUUUGAGAAGGAACGCAAUUGGUCGCAAUUGAUCAAAGCUUUAAAAAACUCCGCUUGUAUUGAUAUUAAAAAACGUUCCGGCUGCCUUUCUCACCUGGAAGAUCCCGAUCGUCUGAAGAGCCUCUUUGCGCAAACGCUAACCACCGAGCAGUAUACAUGCUGGCAUGUUAAUGCUACUGCACUGGAGCGCUUCUCCAAUGAUCCAUUCGUUACGAGUUUCACCGAUCGGUUUUUACAUAUCGAUGCCGAGGUUAUUACACAAGACGAAUUGCUUAAGAUACAGCAGCUAACAAUGCUCUUCUACAAUGCCGUCAUCAAGGAUAAGAUGCAUGUGUUACCCAUUUAUCUGACGACUUUCAAUCUCAUCCAACGCAUGCAAGUUAAGCCCCAAUGCAACGAUGUUUGGCAAAUUAAGUUGAUUGAUUUGUAUAUGGAAAAAUAUGAGCAACCACAUAUAUUGCUGACCAGCGAACUGAUGCAUGCGCAGCUGGAAAGAUUCAAAAUGUUCAUUGAGAAUACGCGGCGAGUGUUAGCGGCGCCAUUGCGUCGCUUCAUCAGCGCCAGCAGCUUUGAGCCAAGCGUUAUUACUGAUCUUACAGCGGAGGAGGUAGCGCGUUUACUCGCUGUAGUAAAUUAUUAUAAUUUAACGCCGAAUUUGCUAAAUUUGGUCGAUCUUAGCGGUACAGUUAAUUACAUAAGGUAUUUAUACGAGUUUAAGAAACUCAAUCUAGAUGUACAAACUAUAAAUUGUUUAAUUAAAGUGCUGCUACAAACAAGUGGCAAUGAAGCUGCUUAGAAAAAGCUAUUUCUCUGCCACAAAA
Messenger RNA from Rhagoletis zephyria (snowberry fruit fly), 2770 nucleotides. Its product is annotated as anaphase-promoting complex subunit 1-like. Gene Ontology annotation, biological process: protein K11-linked ubiquitination; anaphase-promoting complex-dependent catabolic process; metaphase/anaphase transition of mitotic cell cycle. The record is from RefSeq and is a predicted model, not a curated record. Gene Ontology annotation, molecular function: molecular adaptor activity. Gene Ontology annotation, cellular component: anaphase-promoting complex. NCBI's taxonomy places the organism in Eukaryota, Metazoa, Arthropoda, Insecta, Diptera, Tephritidae.